Messenger RNA from Necator americanus (New World hookworm), 219 nucleotides. RefSeq lists its product as uncharacterized. The transcript has a single exon. Bases 1 to 219 code for a protein of 72 amino acids. The record is from RefSeq and is a predicted model, not a curated record. Lineage: Eukaryota; Metazoa; Nematoda; Chromadorea; Rhabditida; Ancylostomatidae.
AUGGAUGGAAGGGAUCAACGGAAAGCUACGCUAAAUCAUUCCUAUCACAAAGAUACGGACGACGAGGACGACGAGCACGACCACACGAACGGCGAACGAACGUCGAACGCAUGGAACGUCCGAUACGAUGACUACGCACAUAUGAUGUAUGCGUAUACGUCGUACACACAUACGGACAUCGGCUGUGUGGCUGAUUCAUGCGUGAGCGCGCAGCCAUAA